UUAUGUUAUAUUAACCACUCAUUCUUCUCAUAUUUAUUCAAUGUGGGACUUCACUCACACGUGUAACCCAACACAUUCCUUUAUUAAAAAAGCAAUUAUAUAAUAGGAAUUGAAUCAUGUGUUGUUUCUAAGAUAUUUUUGAGCAUUACAAUCACUAUUGCAAAUUCAUUUCUCAAAUCCAUAAGCUUUCACUUUAUACACGUCCAUCUCUUUUAUCCUAUCCUGUCACUCCUUCCUUAAAAUAAAAGAUCCAUAUCAAAUCAUUCCUUUUUUCUCUAAUUUUUUUUCUUUUUACUUUUUCUGUCAAUUUUAAUUGAAAACUACCUCUUUUAUUUAUUUAUUUUUCUUUAUUGUAGUUCAAUACUUGCCGCCAACAUAUCUCCAAUGUCUUCCAUUAUCUCUCAGAUGGCCUCCUCUUCGUCAUCAUUUUCAUCUUCAACACCUCAGUGGAAAUAUGAUGUCUUUCUUAGUUUUAGAGGUGAGGACACCCGCACUAGUUUUACAGGCCAUCUAUAUGUUGCUUUGAAACAAAGGGGCAUAGUUACCUUUAGAGACGAGGAAAAUAUUGAGAUAGGAAAAUCUAUUUCACCGGAGCUCUUGAAAGCAAUAAAAGAAUCGAGAUUUGCAAUUGUCAUUCUCUCAAGAAACUUUGCGUCAUCAACAUGGUGCUUGGAUGAACUUACAAAGAUAAUUGGAUGCUUGAAAGAGACAACCAUGACUGUUUUGCCAAUAUUUUAUGAUGUGGACCCAUCUGAUGUACGAAAACAAACAGGCACCUUUGCCCAAGCCUUUUUUAAACAUGAAGAACGUUUCAAGGACGAUAUAGAGAAAGUCCAAACAUGGAAAGCUGCUUUAGAAGAAGUGGCAAAUCUCAAAGGGUGGCACCUACAAGAUAGGACUGAGGCACAACUUAUCCAAAAUAUUGUGGGGGAGUUAUGGCAAAAAUUGAGUAAUGAAUUCUUAGAAGAUACUGAAGACCUAGUAGGAAUAGAAUCUCAAGUGAAGGAAUUGGAGUCAUGUUUGGCUAUAGGGUCUGAUGAUGUUCGCAUUAUAGGGGUUUGGGGGAUGGGGGGAAUAGGUAAAACAACUCUUGCUAGAGUUGUUUUUCGUAGGGUUUCGAACAAGUUUGAAGGUUGUUGCUUUCUCCAUAAUGUCAGGGAGGUUUGUGAAAAAGAUGGUUUAAUUCCAUUGCAACAACAACUUAUUAGAAAAAUAUUAAAUGAAAGUAUGAGUAUACAAGAUGUUGAUGAGGGAGUUUUCAUGAUCAAGAAUAGAUUACGUCAUAAAAGAAUUCUUACCGUUCUUGAUGAUAUAAAUCAAUUAGACCAGUUGAAAAAGUUGGUUGGGAAGCAUAAUUGGUUUGGUUUUGGUAGUAGAGUUAUCAUAACAACAAGGGACAAGCAUUUACUACGUAUACUUGAAGUAGAUGAAAUAUUUGAAGCUGAAGGAUUGAGUGAUGAAGAAGCUCUUCAUCUUUUGAGUUUAAAAGCUUUUAAAAAAGGCCAUCCUCCCAAAGAUUAUCUAGAGCUAUCCAAAGAUGUUGUACAAUAUACUAAAGGCCUUCCUUUAGCUAUUGAGAUUUUGGGUUCUUUUUUGUUUAGUAGAAGCAUCAAUCAAUGGAAAAGUACAUUAAUUCGGAUUAAAGAGUUUCCCGAACGUGCAAUUCUCCAAGCACUAAGAAUAAGUUAUGAUGGACUACAUGAAACAGAGAAAAAAAUAUUCCUAUAUAUUGCAUUUUUCUUUAAUCAUAAGGAAAAAAUUAGUGUAGUAGAGAAACUAGAUUAUUUUGGCCUUUACCCUGAUGUUGGAUUGGAGGUCCUAGCUGAUAAAUCUCUCAUAAAAAUAAAUUGCCUUGAAGUGUGGAUGCAUGAUUUAUUACAAGACAUGGCCAAGAAAAUAAUUUAUGAAGAGUGCCCUGAAGAGCCUGGAAAGCGUAGCAUUUUGUGGUCAUUUGAAGACAUUAACAGUGUACUAACAAAAAAUACGGGAACAGAAGCAAUUCAAGGCAUAGUCCUAAAGUUGCCUAAAUCAAAAGAGGCAUAUUGGAAUCCUGAAUCUUUUUCAAAGAUGCAUAAUCUUAAACUGCUCAUAAUUAAAAACGUCCAGCUUCUCCAUGAACCCAAACAUCUUCCUAUUGGCUUAAGAUUUCUUGAGUGGAUAGGGUACCCUUCAAAAUCUUUUCCAUUAAAUUUCCAAUCAAAUGAGCUUGUUGAACUUUACAUGUGUGGAAACUACAUUGAACAACUUUGGAAAGGAGCAAAGUCUUUUGAGAAGUUGCAAAUCAUCCAAAUGAAUGGGUCUACAAACCUUAAAGAAACCCCUGAUUUGCUCAUAGUCCCAAAUCUUAAGGAAAUGGUUCUUGAAGAUUGUUUAAAUUUACGUGAGAUUCACCCUUCAACUUUGGUUCAUAAUAGGCUUACUCUUCUCAAUCUACAAGGCUGUGUAAAUGUCAAAACUCUUCCAAGCAAGUUUGAAAUGGAGUCUCUUGAGGUUCUUAUUCUUUCUGGUUGCUUAAAACUAAAAAGGAUUCCAGAAUUUGGAGAAAACAUGCAACGUGUAUUAAAGCUUUAUUUGGGUGGAACUACUGUUACUAAAUUACCCACAUCAAUUGGGCAUUUGACAAGCCUUGUUUUAUUAAAUGUAAGAGAUUGCAAAAGUCUUACAUGUCUACCAAGCAGCAUUUUUAAUUUGAAGUUGCUUAAAGACUUGAAUAUUUCAGGAUGCUCAAAACUUGAGAGACUGCCUGAGAAUGUGGGGAAUGCUGAAAGUGUAGAGGAGCUGGAUGUGAGUGGAACUGCAAUAAGAGAGACUCAAGAAGGCAAGCAACUGCGUUUACAGGGUUGAAAGCUGUAGAAGGUAGCCUGCUUAGAUUGGUAUGCACAAGUCUCUAUUGCACAACAAACAGAUCAAGGUGACUGCAGGAAAGUGCCAAGGCAAGUGUGUCUGGUUGUGGAUGUUGUUGACAAUUCAGGAACACUAGUAGAGAUGGUGUGGAUAGGGUGGCUUUGGCUAUGAAGCCAAAUCAUGCGAUGGUAGGCUGUUGCAGUUCUUCCAUAUGCAACCAAAUGGCAUGCAGCUAGAUGCCUGACUGUGCAAAAGGCAUUAAGUGAGGCUAUACAGCUUGAUUUUUGCAGACUUAUUUCAACAAGAUCUAGAGCGGAGGACCUCUUUUAAUGUUCAAUGGCAAAUUGUUGUGCUGAUCGAAGACCACAAGUGCAUGGAAGUUGGAGAACGCUAGUGGUUAUGUUUGUUAUGCAUAAGAGUCACUGUAGAUCUUGGGGUCUCGGCUACUCUUGCUUUCAAGUCUUAUAGAUAUUUUUGGAAUCUACUAAUAGUUAACCAUUCUGACAUUAUUGUAUCCAAAAACAAAACCAGGAAAAAAAUGUUAAUCUUUAUACCUUUUUCAGACUAA
Molecule: messenger RNA, 3412 nt
Organism: Quercus lobata
Lineage: Eukaryota; Viridiplantae; Streptophyta; Magnoliopsida; Fagales; Fagaceae
Product: TMV resistance protein N-like
Exons: 6
Coding region: 385-2844 (819 amino acids)
Biological process (GO): defense response; signal transduction
Molecular function (GO): ADP binding
Source: RefSeq, a predicted model, not a curated record